This is a messenger RNA of Rotaria sp. Silwood2, 657 nucleotides long. The record is from the annotation of a GenBank genome assembly. NCBI's taxonomy places the organism in Eukaryota, Metazoa, Rotifera, Eurotatoria, Philodinida, Philodinidae.
AUGGCUGGAAAAAAUCCUGGAGAAAAUAUUGUUAAAAAACCAUGGAAAAUGCAUUAUGUUGGAAGAUCGACAGCUAUGCAUAGACUUAAAGUUGGUCAUUUUACACAAACUAAACGUUGGGAAAUUUUAGGAUUACCUAUUGUCAGUAAACCAUAUGAUUUACUUUCACCAGUACCUGUACUAUUAUUUCGACAACCUGCUAAUGUAUUGAAUGCUACAGAAUGGCCUUAUGAAAUAAUUAAUGAGCAAUUUUUUCAUUUAAUUCAUGAUGCAAAACGAUUCAAUGAUGGUCAUUUAGAUAAUCUUCUUAUUGCAUCAAGUGAAGGUAUUAAUUGGCUUUAUUUUAAUAAAGAUUUAAGAGAAUGGAUAAUUAAAAAUAUUGGAGAUGGUGAACAAGAAGAAAAACAACAAACAACUUAUUAUGGUAGUGGUGGUCUUGAUGUAGGACGAGUCGGAAAUGAUUCUCUUGCUUAUAUGCCUGCUAUUGAACCUUUUCAUAGAAAUGUGAUUUCGGCCUAUAUAAAUAAUAGUUCGAAAGAAAAUCAAUGGAAAAGAUAUAUACUUGAUAUUUAUGGAUAUCCUAAUGAAAAUGGUGAAGGUCCAGCACAUCAUCUUGUUUGUGCUGAUUUUGAUAAUGAUGGAAAUGAUGAAUUUUAG